Messenger RNA from Lolium perenne, 3069 nucleotides. RefSeq names its product putative disease resistance protein At1g50180. The record is from RefSeq and is a predicted model, not a curated record. Lineage: Eukaryota; Viridiplantae; Streptophyta; Magnoliopsida; Poales; Poaceae. Gene Ontology annotation, molecular function: ADP binding. Gene Ontology annotation, biological process: defense response to other organism.
AAUUUUGUGGGAGCAGAGUAGCAAAUCACAGUGUGCAGACCAAAAGAGCGAGCUUAAAGGAGAAGGCAGGCAUCCCCUCGAUCGGUCCAUCGGCCAUGAAAAAUUUGUGGUGGAGUUGGAAGCUCGGGUGCAGUCAUAAUCAUGCUAAACAGAGGUUCUCCAAAUAAUUGUUCUAGCUAUUGGUUCUGCGAAAAUUUACAAAUAGGAAAUUACCAAUAUAUAUUGGUUCUAGAAACAAGCUAAGUUGGGAGCAGAUAUAGGGAGGGGCAAUCAAUGGCCGAAUCCGCUGUUAAAGCCGUGGUAGGGAACGUGAGCAAUCUUGCAGUUCGGGAGACCUCAUUUUUAUGUGGUGUCACUAAUGAAGUAGGAUUCUUGAAAGAUGAGCUGAAGCGGCUAAAGUGCUACCUGAAAUCUGGUGAUGCUAAAUGGAGAUCAGGGGAUGAACGUGUGGCUACCUGGGUCAGCCAGAUCAGGGAUGCAGCAUAUGAAUCUGAGAAUGUCCUUGAAGUUGCAGAUUACAUGGAGAAGAGAAACAGACUGACGAGAGGAUUCAUGGGUGCCAUUUCAAGGUAUGCUCGCUUACCAAGUGACCUGAUUACCCUUCAUAAAGUUGGUGCUGAAGUCCAACGUAUAAGAAGGAAGAUCAGUGAGAUAUUUGAUAGUGCGAACCGUUUGAAUAUUGAUUUGGAUACUAGUGUUCUAGACAAGGGUCAUGUUGAGGAUGUGUUUCCACGAGAGUAUGGUCUCAUGCAUCAAAACUUUAAAGAUGAUGCUGUCAUUUUUGGUUUUGAGGAUGAGUACAAAGAAAUAGUGGAUAAGUUAGUUGACAAAGAGAACAAUACUCUUAGUGCUAUUUCCAUAGUUGCCAUGGGUGGAGCAGGAAAAACAACACUUGUUAGAAAAGUCUACACUUCAUCAAGAGUAGAACGUCACUUUGAUACAAUUGCUUGGGUGACUGUAUCUCAAAAGUUUAAAGGCAUUGAUUUACUAAGAGAUAUUAUGAAACAAAUAAUGGGAGCCAGAGAUGAUUUUCAAAUGCAUGAGUAUGAGGUGGGAAAGGAGAUACAUGAUUAUCUGUCGAAAAAAAGGUUUUUGGUAGUUCUUGAUGAUGUUUGGGAAACAGAUACAUGGGAGCAAAUAAACAAAACAGUUAAAGCCUUUCCAGAUGUAGCUAAUGGUAGUAGAGUACUGUUAACCACACGAAAACAAGAUGUUGCAAAUCAUAUUCAAAUGCCAACCCAUGUUCAUCCUUUGAAGAAGUUAGAUGAAAAGAAAAGCUGGGAACUUUUUAGUAGCAAAGCUUUGCCAUCCUAUAACAGGUUUCUUCUAUGUGAUGUGGAUGAGUUUGAAGAGCUAGGGAAAAAGCUUGCAAGGAAAUGUAAUGGAUUACCACUUGCACUUGCAGUUUUUGGGGGUUAUCUAUCAAAAAAUCUGAACAAAGAUACAUGGUGCGAUAUACUCUUGAGUUGGCCAUCAACCAAAGACGGACAGAUGAUGCGAAACAUACUAGCUCGCAGUUACAACGACCUACCAGAUCAUUAUUUAAGAUCGUGUUUCCUCUAUGUUGCUGCUUUCCCUGAGGAUUAUGAGAUAUCUAUGUCGGACCUUAUUGAAUUAUGGAUAGCAGAAUGCUUCAUUCCACACACACCAAAGCAUAAACUAGAAGAAACAGCACGUAAGUAUAUAACUGAGUUGGCUCAAAGAAGUUUGGUCCAAGUUGUUGAUACAAGCCGGGCACAUGGAUGGAUUGAAAGAAUAAGGAUCCAUGAUAUCUUACGUGACUGGUGCAUAGAAGAAGCAAGAGAAGACGGUUUUCUCGAUAUGAUUGACAAAACUGCAUGUCAUAUGGGAGCGUCAUCAUCCGAUAGCAUGAUAUCAUAUCGUGCUUCAUUCCAAAACUUGAGUGAUCAGGUUUUGCAGCCAGCAACUCCUAAUUUACGAACUCUGGUUGGCUUUGAACUUUCAUCAAUAUCCCUACCUAAGCUGAGAUUCCUGAGAGUUCUUCACAUGGCAAACUCAGACCUCAAAAAUUUGUCUCUGGCAAUUGGUGGGUGCAUUCACCUAAGAUGUCUUAGGUUGACAAGAUGUGAAAAUGUAGCACUCCCUUCUUCAAUUGGUAAACUCCUUUACUUGCAGAUUAUAGAUCUCAGAAAAACAAAAUUGGACUCAAUGAUACCAAACACUCUUUGGGAUAUCCCUACUCUACGGCAUGUUUACCUGAGCACUGCAUUUUCAUCACCAAGGAGUGUGCAACAGAAAGAUCUCCAGACCUUAUGGUUGACUUGUGCAUCGGUUGGUACUAAAUAUUGCUAUCAUGACUUGGUGACGUUUUUGGAAAAGAUGAGACAAUUGACAACCUUGUUCUUGGUGAUGAGGCCCAUGCAUGUGGAGAUGCUGAAUAUAUUUGCAUACAUGCCUCACCUGGUUGAUAUUCACCUGGCCAAUUUCGGUGUGCUCAAUAAGCUUCCUGAAAGCAACCACUUCCCACAAAGACUACGGCAUCUCUAUCUAGAAGCUGAUGUCAUUGAAUUAGACCCGAUGCCGAUCCUGGAGAAGCUUCCCUGUCUUGUGGUUUUGGAGUUGUCGGGGUAUGAAGGCCGAAUCAUGUCAUGUUCUGCCCAAGGGUUUCCUCGUCUGCAAGAGUUAAAACUUGAUAGGUUCUCGAUUAAGGAGUGGAGGAUGGAGGAAGGGACAAUGCCAAAGCUCUCCCACCUGAAACUUUGGUUGUGCAAGAAGAUGAGGAAGCUUCCUGAGGGGUUGCUGCACCUUCCGUCCCUCAAGAACCUGAAACUGAUUAGUAAGCCCCUGAUUUCUGGAGAUGACACAACACUGAAGGAGCUUGAGCGGAGAGGAUGUGAGGUGGAGCGUUAAGAAGAUUUAUAAGCACAUGUUUCAAGCAUUAUUACUCCUAAUUCAGAUGCCAUCGUGUGCACCCUUGUUGUUGUGGCGGCACGAGACAAGGACACAUCCAUCCUUCUGCGUGUAUCUAAGUAUCUUUUAUCGCCAUUAUCGAAUACAUAGCCGUCCUUCCUGCGUGUAAGUUUAACUGAAUGUAAUAAUACAAACGAA